Molecule: messenger RNA, 1550 nt
Organism: Clonostachys solani
Lineage: Eukaryota; Fungi; Ascomycota; Sordariomycetes; Hypocreales; Bionectriaceae
Source: the annotation of a GenBank genome assembly
AUGACUCUAUCCUCUCUGCGCAGCCGUGGUUCAGCCAGGCUAUCUGCAGCCAAGAAGAAGCUUGAGCUCCGACUCACUCAACCAGAAAGCUGGAAACUUCCGAAACAACAUAGUAGCAUUGCGCCACCGGAUGUAUGGACCAAUGCAGACCAAGAUCCCAUCCCGCCAGAAUUGCGAACAUGGACAGAGAUGACCUUCAUCACUUACUGGUACAGUGAUCUGGUUACGAUCAGUGGCUGGUCUGCCGCUGGCGCCAUUUUGACUGCUGGUCUCUCUGCAACUGAUGCGAUCCUCAUUACAUUGACUGCAGGCAUUUGCAAUGCCAUUCCCACCGUAUUGAAUGGCGCCAUUGGGUCCGACCUUCACGUUCCUUUCCCCAUCGCCGUUCGCGCCAGUUAUGGCUAUUGGCUGAGCUACUUCUGUGUCAUCAGCCGAGCCGUUCUCGCCAUGUUCUGGUUCGGAGUCCAAAGUGUCGGUGGCGGGCAAUGCGUGACUGCGGUAAAUCAUUUGAUCCCAGUCAGACAAGAUAGUUGGCUAACAUUCACAGAUGAUUCUGGCUAUCUGGCCAAGCUAUGCAAAGGUUGAGAACACCCUGCCCAAGUCCAUUGGUAUAACAACGCAAGGUAUGGUGUCGUACCUCAUAUAUUGGCUGGUACAAACGCCGCUUCUCCUGAUCCCUACACACAGACUGCAGCUGUUGUUCAACGCAAAAGCAGUCCUCGUCACACCCAUGGCUCUCGCCAUGGUGAUCUGGAUCGCGGUCAAAGCUGGUAACCAGUCUUCGGGCUUCUUUUAUGCUCCUGCCACCGUGUCCGGUUCGACCAGAGCCUGGCUUUGGCUGUCUAGCCUGGUAAGUCAUCAACCUCACGAACUUGGACUUCUCAUUGUCCCUGACAUAUGACAAAUAGACCUCUGUUACUGGCGGUUACACUACCUUGACAGUCAAUAUUCCCGAUUUUUCGAGAUUUAGCAAAACAAAAGGUGCAAAUCUCUGGCAGCUUCCAGCAAUUCCCUUCUUCAAAACGAUUGUCGGUAUCUUUGGUAUUGUCGCCGCAGGGGCUGCCAAGGAGGUAUAUGGGGAGGCGCUUUGGAACCCAAUUGAUAUCAUCAACAAGUGGCAGGACAACCCUGGUGGGCGAGCAGCUGCCUUCUUCUGUGCGCUCAUCUGGCUCCUGGCACAGAUCAGUGUCAACAUCAGCGCCAACGGCGUUUCCUUCGCCAACGACGUAGCUUCCAUAGCGCCCAAGUGGUUCAAUAUCCGCCGAGGAGUGAUUCUCGUCUCGUUCCUGGGCGGCUGGGCCCUGUGCCCUUGGAUCAUCUUGGCUUCGGCAAAGGCCUUUAUGAGGUUCAUGUCCGCAUACGCCAUCUUCAUGGCCCCGAUAGCGGGCAUCCUGACAACUGACUACUGGCUGAUCAAGCGUCGCAAGUACAAUGUCCCGGCGCUCUACGAUCCGCAUGGGAUUUAUCGCUUUGGGGUGGCAAUUGGAGAGCCUUGGUCACAACGGUUCUCAUUAUCACGCCUCUUUUGCCUGCUCUUGGGCACGAAGUAA